AUGGUGGACAAGGCUAUAGAUCACACAAUGAAAAGGAAUAUCAAUGUCAGUAGACUGUCCUCUUCCAUUGAGUUGAUGUCAGUUUCCAAGCGGCCAGACCCUGAGAGCAAAAUGGUUUCAAGAGCUGCUGAGAUAAUGGGAAUGUCAUUGAUUCUGAUCCAAAAAAGAGUUCACCAUAAAUACAGAAGAUCAGUGAAUGUUACUGGUCUUCUGUCUGUGAACGCGCUGAAAGCCCUUGCUACUGCAUCAGGAUGUUUACCUCACAUGCAGCCGCCAACUUGCCACAAUAGUUGUUUGGCCAGAAAAUACAGGUCAAUUAAUGGGAACUGCAACAACAGAAAUAACCCCAGUUGGGGGGCCUCGAACACUGCUCUCGUACGGUGGCUGGCUCCAAGUUAUGAGGAUGGAUUCAGCCAGCCGAAAGGGUGGAAUGCUGAUCACACAUACAGAGGCUUUAAGUUGCCACUUGUCCGAGAGGUAACCAACAAAAUCCUUCGAAUAGCCAAUACGACUAAAUUGGCAGAAGAUAGACUAUAUUCGCACAUCUUAGUCGAAUGGGGCCAAUAUAUUGACCACGACUUUGCCUUCACACCUCAGAGUGUCAGCCAAGCAGCUUUCCACAGUGGAGUAGACUGCAAGAAUAUGUGCCAGAAUAUGAAUCCAUGUUUUCCAAUUAAGAUUAUUACAAUGAGAGACUAUAUUCCGAAAAUCCUUGGUUCUCAAGCGUUUGAUCGGUUUAUGGGAAAAUAUGAAGGAUACAGUGACAGAUUGAAUCCCACCUUGUCCAACGUAUUUGCAACCGCUGCAUUCCGUUUUGGUCACACAACCAUCAGCCCGAGGAUACAAAGACUAGAUGAAAGUUACAAGGAGCACGCCACAUACCCAAGCAUAAACCUCCACAAGACCUUCUUCAGUCCUUGGCGCAUCAUUAAAGAAGGUGGCUUAGACCCGCUGCUCAGGGGGCUUCUGGCAAAGCCAGCCAAGCUGCAAACACCAAAUCAAAUGAUGAUCGAGGAAUUGACAGAGCGGUUAUUUGCUCUGACUAAUGCUGUAGCUCUGGACUUGGCAUCGCUGAACUUACAAAGAGGGCGUGACCAUGGACUCCCUGGAUACAAUGAAUGGAGGGAAUUCUGUAAACUGGAAAGAUUGGAAACCAAAACGGAUUUAAGGAAAGCAAUUUCUGAUUUAGAUUCUGUUGAAAAGAUAAUGGAUCUCUAUGGUCAUCCAGACAAUAUUGACAUCUGGCUUGGAGGCUUGGCAGAAGAUUUUCUUCCUGGGGCCAGAGUUGGCCCAUUAUUUGCUUGUUUAAUUGGAAAACAAAUGAAAGCUUUAAGAGAAGGCGAUAGGUUUUGGUGGGAAAAUCCUGGUCUCUUCUCCUCGGCUCAAAGAAAUGAACUUUACAAGCAUUCUCUGUCUCGUGUCAUUUGCGAUAACACUGCCAUCACUGAGGUGCCGCUGGAUGCUUUCAGAGUAGGGCAGUACCCACAAAACUUCGUAAAUUGUGACCAAGUCCCUGGGCUGAACCUCCUGGCGUGGAAUGAAAAUCCUCAACAAGUUGGAUCGUGUGGGCCUCCACCACAAAUAGAAGAUGGAGAAUUUGUGCUGUGCACCAGUUCUGGGCAAUCCAUUAUCUCGUAUGUUUGUCAUCAUGGUUUUUAUCUGCUUGGACCAGAGGAGUUGACCUGCAGUAUCAGGGGAUGGAGCAGUGACCCACCUGCCUGCAAAGACAUUAAUGAAUGUGAAGAUGCUGCAAGGCCUGCUUGCCACAGCUCUGCUGGUUGUGUGAACAUAAAAGGAAGUUACAGGUGUACCUGCUCGGAUCCUUACCUCCUCUCAGAGGAUGGACACAGCUGCACUGAUAAUGUUCUACAUCAAUAACUUCCACUGUGGGGAUUGUCAUUGCAAACAGAACCACGAGUUCAGGUUUCCCUGACAGAAAUACAUAUUGCAGCUGCAACAGAGAUACAACUCGCAUCAAAUCCCCUCCAUCAUUAUUACUGCCUAUUGGACUUAUACAGGGCAGAGUCUUCAGCCUCUUGGUUGAUAAAUAGCUAUGUUCAAACACCAGUGUUACAUUUAUUUCUCUUUGUAAGAAAACAAAAAAUGUAAUAAUGAUUUGUACAUUUUUUUUCAUAUGGAUGACUUUAGAAUCAGACUCAUAGUCAUACAGCGUGGAAACAGGCCCUUCUGCCCAACUUGCACACUGACCAACAUGUUCCAUCUACACUAAUCCCACCUCUGCGUUUGGCCAAUAUUUCUCUAAACAAUAGACAAUAGAUACAGGAGUCGGCCAUUCGGCCCUUUGAUUCAAUGUGAUCAUGGCAGAUCAUCCCCAAUCAGUAGCCCGUUCCUGCCUUCUCCCCAUAUCCCCUGACUCCACUGUCUAUAAGAGCCUCCACCAUACUCCGAGACAGAGAAUUCCAUAGACUCGCAUCUCCAUGUGAGAAAAAGUGUUUCCUCGACUCCGUUCUAAAUGGCUUACCCCUUAUUCUUAACUGUGACCCCUGGUUCUGGACUCCCCUAAUAUCAGGAACAUGUUUCCUACCUCUUGCGUGUCCAAACCCUUAACAAUCUUAUAUGUUUCAAUAAACCUGUCCUAUCCAUGUAAUUGUCAAACUGUUUUUUAAAAAGUUGCAAUAGUCCCUGCCUCAACGACUUCCUCUGGCAGCAUGUUCCAUACACCCACCACCCAGUGUGUGAAAAAGUUACCCCUCAGAUGCUCAUUAAAUCUUUCCCCCUUCA
Messenger RNA from Leucoraja erinaceus (little skate), 2742 nucleotides. It is a transcript of the gene tpo, whose product is annotated as thyroid peroxidase. Gene Ontology annotation, molecular function: peroxidase activity; calcium ion binding; heme binding. Lineage: Eukaryota; Metazoa; Chordata; Chondrichthyes; Rajiformes; Rajidae. The coding region runs from base 1 to 1878 and encodes 625 amino acids. Gene Ontology annotation, biological process: response to oxidative stress. The transcript has 11 exons. The record is from RefSeq and is a predicted model, not a curated record.